AAAGCCUCGGCUUGCUUAACGGUGCGGUCGCGCCCCUUGCCCCUCUGCCUCCUCGCGCUCGCGGCGACCGCUGGAGCCCGUCACCAUCCUCCCCGCGACGUGCUGCCCUGAGCCCACAGCUAUGUGCCGGACCCUGGCCGCCUUCCCCACCACCUGCCUGGAGAGAGCCAAAGAGUUCAAGACACGGCUGGGCAUCUUUCUUCACAAAUCAGAGCUGGGCUCUGAUACCGGCAGUGUUGGCAAGUUCGAGUGGAGCAGCAAACACAGCAAAGAGGGCAGAAACUUCUCAGAAGAUGUGCUGGGGUGGAAAGAGUCAUUUGAUUUGCUCCUGAGCAGUAAAAAUGGAGUGGCUGCCUUCCAUGCUUUUCUGAAGACGGAGUUCAGCGAGGAGAACCUGGAGUUCUGGCUGGCCUGUGAGGAGUUCAAGAAGCUCCGGUCGGCUACCAAGCUGGCCUCCCGGGCUCACAAGAUCUUUGAUGAAUUCAUCCGCAGCGAAGCCCCGAAAGAGGUGAACAUAGACCACGAGACCAGGGAGCUGACCAGGACGAACGUGCAGGCUGCCACGGCCACGUGCUUUGAUGUGGCCCAGGGGAAGACCCGCACCCUGAUGGAGAAGGACUCGUAUCCGCGCUUCCUGAAGUCCCCCGCUUACCGGGACCUGGCUGCCCAGGCCUCGGCCGCCUUGGCCUCUCCGUCCAGCUGCGGCCCGGCAGAGCCCUCGCACACCUGAGCCUCCGGCCGGCCGUGAGGAAGCCAGCCAGGAAGAGAGGUGGAGUCGCCCAUCCCUGAGGCAGGUUCUGCAAAGCAGGCCAGAGAGGACAGUGAAGGACUCUGGCCACCUGUUUUGGAAGCAGUACCCUCUCCUCCAGCUACUGUGGGACUGAAUUCCGUGCAUGAGCGGGUCCCCCACCCCUUCUUCCAGUACCAGCAGAUAAGGGCUCAAGAGGAGGGUUGUGUGGGGCUCUCUGGGGAAAAGAAAGGUGGUGUAGGAAUGAUCGUCGGCUCUUGUUCUCCAUGGAACAAGAAAUAUUCCAGGGUGGGUUGGGAACAACGUGAAAACGAGAGAGGGGAAGACCACCAGCUCACCUCUCCUGCCUGCUGAAUGGCCGACCGCGAUUGCAUCCUGUUUUCCUAGUUCCCAGGCCAUCGGGGGCACAGAAGGGGGCCAGGGGUGUGGUGUCUUCCCAUUCUGUCCCCCUCACCUGCCUCUGGGCUGCCCAAAGCUCACUUAGCUUGCACUUCUUAACAUUCCUGUGUCCAGCCUCCCAGUCUUACUGAGGCCGGAGAACCAGUUUGAUGCUUGCCCCAGACGAGAGAUUUAUACCUCAGAAACUGGCUUUUUGAGCCCCUUUGCAAGUCAGUGGAGAGCCUGGAAAAGGGACCAUCUUGCUCCUGUGAAAUUAAUCUUGGUGCUCUUGGUGACCUUUGUGGGUGGUCCCUGACCCUGUGCCGGCGGCAAGGUCCGCCUGUGAGCUGGGCUCUGCCCUCUCGUGGCUCUGUGCUGCCCUUGAACAUGGGGCCCAUGAGGAGGAAGGUGUGGGGCCCCUCAGUGAGUGGCUGGCCCAGCUCUUAGGCCCAGCGGGGUGGAGCUAGGGGGUAAAGGGUCAUGAGAACUCUUGGCAGUUCCCAAAAGUUCCAUUGAAAUCAAGCCAGGGUAUUUUUUUUUUGUUUUGGUUUGGUUUGGUUUUUUUUUUUUUGGUGGGUGUGAGAAUAGGGAAACAGAGCUGCCCGGAAUGGAAGGGGAGCCUUGCAUUUCUUUCCUGUGGAUGUGAGGUGCCCUUACCGAAGUGUGGGGGGAAGUCAGCCCAGGGACCACGAUGGCCCUCAGAAGACCUUAGACCCUGGCACUGCAGCUGGGGAGAGAGGCUGCUUGGAAGAGGCUGACUGGGGGAAAUCAGAACCUGCUUGUCACCUCAGGGCAACACCCAACACCUAUUUUGUGGUGAGACUUCUGCACGAGCCCAGGCCAGGGAGGCGAGUGAACCAGGCAGCCCCCUCAUUUCCCAGGAAAAGCAACACUGUUCUCUCUGCGCUCUGAGCUCCUCCAGGAGAAAAUUAUUUAAGUAUAAUGUAUUGUUGGUUUUGUGACAGUUGUCAUAGCAUAUUAUUUUUAUUAUUGUUGUGUUGUUGCUGUUAUUUAUUAUUAUUGUAAUUUCAGUUUGCCUCUGCUGGGGAAUCUCAGCAGGAGCUGGCAGCCUGACCAUCUCCCUCUCCACCAGACUCUACCUCUACGUGCUGGGAACCUCUUAGCGCCUGUCAGGGACUCCUCGCCAUUUAAAUAUUUAUUUAUUGUUGACAAUGGAGCUGGUUUCCUAGAUAGGAAUGGUGUAAUCAACCCUUGUUUCCCUGUUUUAAGCAUGUUAUAUUCUUGUAAAAUAAACAUAAAACCCAGAAA
This is a messenger RNA of Hyaena hyaena (striped hyena), 2395 nucleotides long. It is a transcript of the gene RGS16, whose product is annotated as regulator of G protein signaling 16. The transcript is spliced from 5 exons. The record is from RefSeq and is a predicted model, not a curated record. Lineage: Eukaryota; Metazoa; Chordata; Mammalia; Carnivora; Hyaenidae. Bases 122 to 730 code for a protein of 202 amino acids.